Trachemys scripta elegans is the source of this 939-nucleotide messenger RNA. Its product is annotated as cytochrome c oxidase assembly factor 6 homolog. NCBI's taxonomy places the organism in Eukaryota, Metazoa, Chordata, Testudines, Emydidae. Gene Ontology annotation, cellular component: respiratory chain complex IV; mitochondrion. The record is from RefSeq and is a predicted model, not a curated record. Gene Ontology annotation, biological process: respiratory chain complex IV assembly. The transcript has 3 exons. Bases 19 to 402 code for a protein of 127 amino acids.
UCUCCUAGCAACGCGGAAAUGGCAGCCCCCCCGCAGCAUUGCGCAUGCGCACAAAAUCCCGGCCCCAUGUGUUGUCUUUGCUACCGUCACGUCCGGCUCUUUUGGAUCUGUAUCCGGUCCGGGGUCACAGCCUCAGCUGUGCGGCUGCCGGAGGUAAUAAAAAUGUCAGCGCCAUCAAUGGAGGAAAGGAAGGCUUGCUGGGGAGCCAGGGAUGAAUACUGGAAAUGCUUAGAUGAAAAUAUGGAAGAUGCAUCUAGCUGUCAGAAGCUUAGAUGUUCUUUUGAAUCUAGGUGUCCACAGCAAUGGGUAAAAUACUUUGACAAAAGAAGAGACUUUUUAAAAUACAAAGAACAGCUUCAAGCAGGAGAAUAUCAGCCUCCUGGGACUACUGAAAAGUCAUAGCUACGCAUCAACUUAUUGAAACACAAUCAAUGAAAGAAUAAUCUUAUGGAAGAAAAGUACUGAAAUAUGACAAGAACUCCGAGUUAAAACUAACUGUAUUGUAUCUCUAGAAAUUCAUGCUGCUUUCCUUGUUGCAAUGUCUCGCUUUUAUGCGAGAACAGUAAUUAAACGAAAAAGACAGUGACUGUAAGUGUGUGUAUCCAAGAAAUAUGGUAUAUAAUUUUUCCUAUACCUGAUUUUUUUUAUCAUGUAACUAGGAUGAAAAGCAGUGUUUCCCAGAAAUUAAUGCACUGAAUUAUAAAUUUAUAUUUUAGGGAGAAUAUUAAACUGUUUUCAAACUUGACAAGUUUUUCUAUGCAUGAACUAACUUUUCUAAAAAGCUCCUGCAUCUUCCCUCCUUCUCUAUGAGGAUAAUGUGUCAGUGUAAGUGAGCAGGUAUACUCCAUGCUAAUUCUUUGAACAUUUUGUGAAUCAAAUUAAUUUCAGCUGUCUUACUGUAUGGCAAGAUUUUAGAUAAAGAUCAAGAGGUAUAAAUAA